UUGAUUGACGCGGAGCUCAGCCAAUAAGAGCGCAGCGCGGGCGGUUCGAAGGCGCGCGGCCGGCGGCGGGAAGCGGCCAUGGCGGAGGUGGCGCUCAGGAGCUGCGGAACGCCCCAGAAACGGAGCCGGGAUCCCGACGGCUCCUGCUCGGAAUUCCAGACCCCGGUCUCCAAACGGCUCCGAGCUUUUCCUGGCUCCCCAUCCCAGAAUUCCCGCCGGAAUUCCCGGGAGAAGCUCCUCGCUUCCCAGAUCCAGUGGUCUCCCAGCUCCGAGGAGGAAAACCAGGAGAAUGAAAUUUUUCCCAGGAAACCGGCGCCCUCCCGGAGAUUGGACAUCCCAGAGGGAAAUCCGGGAAUUCCCGGGAAUUCCCAGCCUGGCUCUGCCUCUUCCCACAAUUCCCCGCUUCCCGGGCUGCGGAAGAGGCCGGAAUUCCGGGUGCUGAGCGCGGGGGUGCGGCCGGCGCUGCGGCUCCAGCUGGGCUCCGCCUUCUUCCAGAGCGGGAAAAGAUCCCGGAAAAACCCGGGAAGCGCCGCAGCCCCUUCCGGGAAAAACCCGGGAGAUUCCAAGAAUCCUCCGGAAAAAAACCCGGAAAAAUCGGGAAAGGCGGAAAAGUCGGGAUUGGAGGAGGAGGAGGAGGAGAAGGAGGCUGGGGAAGAGGAGAAGGAAAACCAGGAAUGCUCGGCGGGAUUUGGGAAUGAGGGAGAGGAGGAAAUUCCCAGGAAAAGCCUCGGGAAUUCCGAGGCUGCUGAGGGGAAGGAGCAGGAAUCCCCUGGAAUUCCGCCCUCUCCCAGCCCGGAUUCCCAGAAUUCCGGCCCGAAGAAAGAACUGGGCUCUCCGUGCCCAGCUGGACUCUUCCCCAUCUUCCUUCCCACCAGGAGGAGGCCCCUGGAGGAGCUCCCGGCUCCCUUUGGGAUCGACCCCUCUGGAAAAGCUCCCAGGAAAUCCAAGGAAUCCUCGCAGCAUUCCCUGGACCAGAUGAUCAUUGACGCGGGCCAGCGGCAGCUGGGGGCGCUGCAGUGCGGCUCCUGCGGGAUGCUCUACGCUCCCGGAAUUCCCGAGGAUCGGCUCCAGCACCUCCGGCACCACCGGAGACUCCGCGAGGGGCUCAGAUACCUGGGCUGGAAGAAGGAGCGCGUGGUGGCGGAAUUCUGGGAUGGCAAAAUCGUCCUGAUCCUGCCCGGGGAUCCCAAAUAUGCCAUCAGGAAGGCGCAGGAGGUUCUGGCUCUGGUGGAUUCCGAGCUGGGGUUCCCCACGGCGGCCGCGCGCUGCCCGGAGCCCUCCCGGCAGAAUUCCCGGAUUUCCCCGGAGCGCUCCCGGCAGAAUUCCCGGAUUUUCCCGGCGCAAUCCCACGUUUACCUGUUCGUGAGCCCCGGGAACGGCGUCCUCGGCUGCCUGGUGGCGCAGGGCAUCAGCCAGGCAUUCCGGGUGCUGCCGGAGCCGGGCUCGGCGCCGUUCCCCGCUGCUCCCCAGGAGGAUUCCCGGCAGGAUUCCCGUCUCGGCCCGGUGCCGGUUCCGGUUCCGGUGGCGGUGGCGCCCGUGUUUCCCUGGUUUUCCUCUCCCGUGUUUCCCAUGUUCCCCCUGUUUCUCCCCUCCAGGCGCUCGUUCAUGUUCGGGGCGGUGCUGAGCCCCGAGGAUUUGGCCUUUUCCGACCCCACUCCCGACGGGAGAGGCUUCGCCGCCCGCUACUGCGGCCGCGCCGACUUCCUGGUCUACAACCUGCUGCAGGGGGGGCAGGGCUCGGCCUCCUCCGGCCCGGCCUGAGCUCCUCACGGCCUGGGAACGCUGGGCUUGAGCCGGCAGGGGCCUGCUGAGCUCCCCUGGGAAUCCUUCCCUUCCCUCAAUCCCUUCCCUCAAUCCCUUCCCUCAAUCCCUU
This is a messenger RNA of Ficedula albicollis (Collared flycatcher), 1873 nucleotides long. RefSeq names its product establishment of sister chromatid cohesion N-acetyltransferase 2 (gene ESCO2). The coding region runs from base 79 to 1761 and encodes 560 amino acids. The transcript is spliced from 12 exons. The record is from RefSeq and is a predicted model, not a curated record. Gene Ontology annotation, cellular component: chromatin; nucleus. NCBI's taxonomy places the organism in Eukaryota, Metazoa, Chordata, Aves, Passeriformes, Muscicapidae. Gene Ontology annotation, biological process: mitotic sister chromatid cohesion. Gene Ontology annotation, molecular function: protein-lysine-acetyltransferase activity.